UUCAAUUCAAAUACAUCUGUAUAUUGUCUGGCUGUCCAAUCUUUUUUCUCUGUGUUCUUGGAUUAACUAUUAAUUCAGGAGUUUAUUUAAUUUGGCUAGCCAUGUUUGGAUUCUAAUCAUUGGAUCCUCAAGAUCGUAGAUUCAUCAACCCAUCAAGUAUGGGGUUUCUUCCUUCUGAGACUCAAGUCUCGCGUUUCUUCUUUCCAUGGAAGAAAACAAAACCAAAAAAACUCCAAAACUGGCCAUUCACCGAAGGAAAAUGCAUUCGAUUUUCACUAAAUGAGAUCAGAACAGCGACCAACGACUUCAACUUGCGUCUCGGCAGUGGCGCCUUCUGCGACGUUUACAAAGGGCAUAUUAUUACCGACGGAACCGACAUGGAUGUUGUAAUCAAGUGCCUUAAAAAAGAUAAUCAGAUACAGCCAGAGUCUGCGUUUGAGACAGAGAUAUUGUUGUUCUGCCAGUUGCGCCAUCCUAACCUAGUUUCAUUCAUUGGAUUUUGCGAAGAAGGAGAUGACCGUAUGCUAGUUUAUGAGUUCCUUGACAAUGGUCCCUUGUCUAAUCAUCUCUUCGGCAAGACUGCCGGAGAUCCACUCUCCUGGAAGAAACGGCUGGAUAUCUGCAUCGGGGCCGCGCGUGGUGUACAUUACCUCCACACAGGGAUUAAGCAUGCCAUUAUCCACAGAGACCUGAAAAGUUUCAACAUUCUAUUGGACAAAGACUUGGUGCCCAAGCUUUCUGCCUUGGGGCUGUCCAAAUUGGGCGGUACUAAUGUGAAAAAUAAACUCGACAAAGCUCCAUCAAGGAAGACGGGUACACUAGGGUAUGCAGAUCCGGAGUAUCUGGAAUCGGGAAACGUUACGCAAAAAUCUGAUGUCUUUGCUUUUGGAGUGGUGUUAUUUGAAGUCUUGUGUGUUAGAAGUUCAGCAAAGUUUAAAGAAUGCAUGGAUGGGACUUCACUCUUUGAUAUCAUUGAUCCAUACUUGAAGGGCGAAAUAGCUCCAGACUGUUUGAGAAAAUUUGUGGACAUUGCCGAGAGAUGUGUGCGUCGAACGGGAGCCCAGCGACCAACAAUGGGUGAAGUGGAGGUAGAACUUGAGGAUGCAUUGGAGCUGCAGGAAAAGUCGGAUUCUAGCAAAAACUUGGAGACAAGCACCUCUAUUGCUCCUGCCCAUCAUAACUAUACCUACGACGGGAUGACAUUUCGGACCAUCAAGGAUAUUUUUUUCUGGUUUGCGGAAGACAGUCUUUCAAAUAAUUUUACCACUUGCCUGUCUGAAAACAAUACUACCGUAUUUUCUGACAAGUCCACGACCAAUAUGAAAAAGAAAAAAUGAUACAUUUGUUGUAAAUUCUUAUUAGUUAUGUUGUUAUAAUGUAAAUUCUAAUUUCUAUAUAAAGGAGCCUAAUGAGAAUGAAACACACAUCUACUUUCUUC
Messenger RNA from Rosa chinensis, 1438 nucleotides. Its product is annotated as receptor-like protein kinase ANXUR2. Gene Ontology annotation, biological process: protein autophosphorylation. Gene Ontology annotation, molecular function: transmembrane receptor protein tyrosine kinase activity; ATP binding. NCBI's taxonomy places the organism in Eukaryota, Viridiplantae, Streptophyta, Magnoliopsida, Rosales, Rosaceae. Bases 159 to 1337 code for a protein of 392 amino acids. The record is from RefSeq and is a predicted model, not a curated record. The transcript has a single exon. Gene Ontology annotation, cellular component: plasma membrane; plasmodesma.